Chelmon rostratus (copperband butterflyfish) is the source of this 2428-nucleotide messenger RNA. It is a transcript of the gene b4galt4, whose product is annotated as UDP-Gal:betaGlcNAc beta 1,4- galactosyltransferase, polypeptide 4. The coding region runs from base 407 to 1453 and encodes 348 amino acids. The record is from RefSeq and is a predicted model, not a curated record. The transcript is spliced from 7 exons. Gene Ontology annotation, molecular function: glycosyltransferase activity. Gene Ontology annotation, biological process: carbohydrate metabolic process. NCBI's taxonomy places the organism in Eukaryota, Metazoa, Chordata, Actinopteri, Chaetodontiformes, Chaetodontidae.
CUCCUCAAGUCGUGUUCAUGUGGACACAGCUGCAGCCAGCUCGCCAAACAAAUUUGACCUUUUACUAUCAGAAAGCAUGGACAGUAAUCAUGAGUGGACGGAGCUAUCAGCGAUGUAAAAGGUGUUGGAGAACUCACGUUUUUGGCCUCACCUCCUGAAACUGGACAUCGAGAGCUCAGCGAUGGAUUUUCACUGAUAAGUUUUACUUACUGCACAGUGAUCAUAUGAUUGAUUUACUGUAUCAUUCAGCAGCAUGUUUCAUCGUCAUGGGAUGACUGAUUAGUAAAACUAUGGCUGACAGUAUUUUGGCUGAAAUGUCCUGCAUGGAGGAAUUAUCCUAAUCUAAAACUAACAGCAUCUGCAGUUGCCACUUUUUACUGUUUCACAUCAGCACGCCCUCACAGCUAUGGGCUUGUGUUCGCCUGUGUGCAGGAUUUUCCGGAAGGGCAAGUAUUUUGUACUGGUCCUUGUCUGCCUCUCAGUGCUGGCAUGGAUUGCAAAUUUUUCAGGCGAAAUUGUGAAAUCUAUUCAUCUUUCCUUCGACACAACACAAACUCCUGUCAAAGGAGACAACCUGAGGAAUAACCUCAACUCUAGAACAACAACAUCCAAUCGUGUAACUACUCCACCACCAAAAGAAGUAUGCCCUCAGAAGUCACCUUUGCUACAGGGAGCUGUGAAGUUGUCCUUCGAGUCCUCUAUGACACUGAAGGAUGUGGAGAAUGACAACAAAGGAGUGACUGAAGGCAAGUAUGAGCCCACGGACUGCACGGCGAGGCAGAGCGUAGCGAUCCUCAUCCCUCACCGCAACAGAGAGAGACACCUCCUCUACCUCUUGCACCACCUGCAUCCCUUUCUGCAGAGGCAGCAGAUCCACUAUGGCAUUUAUGUCAUCCAGCAGGCUGGUGAUGCAACGUUUAACCGUGCAAAGUUACUGAAUAUCGGGUAUUUGGAGGCACUGAAGGAGUACAGUUGGGAGUGUUUCAUCUUCCAUGACGUGGACCUGGUUCCUGAAAAUGAUUACAAUUUAUAUCUCUGUGACAAGCAGCCCAAACACUUGGUGGUUGGCCGAAAUGCUACAGGAUACAAGCUGCGUUACAAAGGCUACUUUGGAGGAGUCACAGCUAUGACCAAAUCGCAGUUUCGCCAAGUGAACGGAUUCUCAAACACUUACUGGGGUUGGGGUGGGGAAGAUGAUGACCUUCGCAUCAGGGUUCAGCUGCAGAAAAUGAUGAUUGUGCGGCCGCCCGCUGAUGUAGCUCGCUACACCAUGGUGUUUCACAAACGGGACAGUGGCAAUGAAGCAAACAAAGACAGGAUGAGGUUGUUAAAGCGAGCACCGCUGGUGUGGAGAAAGGACGGACUAAACAGCUGCUCAUAUAAGGCUCUGUCGAUAGAGAGGCAGCCUCUUUAUGUGAAUGUUACUGUGGACAUUGGUAAGCCACAGAGUUGAGAUUUUAAACAGGAAGUCCUGCUCUUACCAAAAAAUAUGUGAUAUAUUUUAUACAGUAUGUUAUUGAGUGCAGAAACGCUACUACAUAUGUACAAGAAACCACAUUAAGCACUCAUGAUGCACAUUGUUUUGAUUAGUUUACAUUUUGAAGCAAAAGUCAGCUGGCAACUUUAUCUUAUCAUUGCACAUUUUUACAUAUCAUAUGGCCUUCAUUUCUUUUGAUUUUUACCAGUCAGCGCUGGGCAAGUCACUUUCAAAGUGUAACAUACAUAUUACUUGUUACUUUCAUUUGAGAGUAAUAGGUUGCUUUACAAUAGUUCAAUAUUCUGCAACUGCAGAAGUACGACAGGCUUUACAUUUGGCUAUUUAUCACUGUUAUAUUAUCGUUUGUUAUAGUAACACUAUACUGUGAGAGCUUUGGCGUAACCUGGUUACUCUGGCAACAAUAGCCUUUCCUUUUAAAAGGCUUUGACAGGAAUUUUGCUGACCUUUAUCAGACACGUUUUUCCUAUUUGCAUGCAUCACUUAAAAGAUGACACUCUUUCAAUCUAUACAGCUCUGUCUGCACUGGCUCUGUGCAGACUCUCUCUCUCUCUCUCUCUCUCUCUCACUCUCUCUCACACACACACACACACACACUUGCACUAAGUUUGCAGAAAGCUAAAGCUAUAGCAAGGGCCCACAUUUCCCAUCACACCAUCCAAAAUACAAAUGUUCACUUCCUGUUUUCGUGUUUGUAAUGGGACUGUUCAGAACCCCCAACACUGUCAUCCAGCCAAAAAGUAAACCUGUUUUUUAUUUCAAGUAAUAAUUGACUCUGGCUGUGCUGCCCUUGUUAUAUGUCCUAAUAUAACUUAGCAGUACGCUAAACACCUUCUGUUCAUCAAAACUCUGAAGACAAUGAUGUGUUGGUCCACAGGUUUAUUGAUUUGAGAAGGUGUGAAACUGAGAACAAAUAAAAGAAACAUGCUUAGA